AGCAGCUGACGGAGGCUGACAGGGACGUUCUCCUGAAGCUGGGGAGGCUGGCACUUAAACAUCUGGAGGAAGGAAACAUCAUGUUCUACCAAGAAGACCUGGAGCGGUGUGGUCUUAAUGUCACUGAGGCCUCGGUGUACUCAGGAGUUUGUACUGAGAUCUUCAGAAGAGAGUGUGUGAUCUUCCAGAAAUCAGUCUACUGCUUUGUUCAUCUGAGUGUUCAGGAGUUCCUGGCUGCAGUCUACAUGUUCCACUGUGACACCGAGAGGAACACAGAAGAACGCAACAAUUUCUUGGGAACAUAUUGGGACACAGACAGUACCUUCUCCCUGGUUUACCUCCUGAAGAGAACCAUGGAGAAAUCCCUCACCAGUAGAAAUGGUCAUCUGGACCUGUUUGUUCGCUUCCUUCACGGCCUCAGUCUGGAGUCCAACCAGAGAGUCUUAGGAGGCCUGCUGGGUCGGACAGAGAACAAUCCAGAGAUCAUCCAGAGAGUCAUCAACAACCUGAAGGAGAUGAAGAGUGAUGACAUUUCUCCUGACAGAAGCAUCAACAUCUUCCACUGUCUGACUGAGAUGAACGACCACUCAGUUCAUCAGCAGAUGAAACAGUUCCUGACGUCAGAGAACAGAUCAGAGGAGGAACUCUCUGAGAUCCACUGCUCAGCUCUGGCCUACAUGCUGCAGAUGUCAGAGGAGGUUCUGGAUGAGUUGGACCUGGAGAAGUUCAAAACAUCACACUGGGGUCGACAGAGACUGAUCCCAGCUGUGAGGAACUGCAGGAAGUUUGUACUCGGUGGUUGUUUGCUCUAUCGUCUCCUCUCAGAGACUCACUGUGAAGUUGUGGCCUCAGCUCUGAAGUCAGACCCCUCACAUCUGAGAGAACUGGAUCUGAGUAGCAACGAGCUGCAGGAUUCAGCAGUGAAGCUGCUGUGUUCUGGACUGGAGAGUCCAAACUGUCGACUGGAGACUCUGAGGUUGUGGUUCUGCGGACUGACAGAGAUCAGCUGUUCUUCUCUGGCUUCAGCUCUGAGGUCAAACCCCUCUCAUCUGAGAGAACUGGAUCUGAGUAACAACAACCUGCAGGACUCAGCAGUGAAGGAGCUGCUUGAUCUACAGCAGAGUCCAACCUGUCGACUGGAGACUCUGAGGUGGGAGUCUGUGUGGAGGUGAGUGUGAAGAGGACAGUGUGUGUGGACGGAGGCUGAGCUGUGUCCUGAGGAUCCAGAGGCUGAAGCAGCAGCAGCUCGUGUGUAGUCUCCAAUCUACACAACCCCUAACCUGCAUGUGUUUGUGAGAUGAAGCCGGAGCACCUGGAGAAAACACGUGGAGAACAUGCAGACUCCACACAGGAAGACCCAUCUGAACCGGUUUCAAACCAGCAACCUUCCUGCCCCGAUUGUGUUUAUUUACAUGAAGAAUGUGUUUAUUGAAAUGACACAACACAAGCAGAAUAUAUAAACCCUCUAUAAAGAGUCA
Molecule: messenger RNA, 1478 nt
Organism: Limanda limanda (common dab)
Lineage: Eukaryota; Metazoa; Chordata; Actinopteri; Pleuronectiformes; Pleuronectidae
Product: ribonuclease inhibitor-like
Exons: 4
Coding region: 81-1172 (363 amino acids)
Molecular function (GO): protein binding
Source: RefSeq, a predicted model, not a curated record